Messenger RNA from Lucilia sericata (common green bottle fly), 1448 nucleotides. RefSeq lists its product as uncharacterized. Bases 24 to 914 code for a protein of 296 amino acids. NCBI's taxonomy places the organism in Eukaryota, Metazoa, Arthropoda, Insecta, Diptera, Calliphoridae. The record is from RefSeq and is a predicted model, not a curated record. The transcript has 4 exons.
CGAAAAUUUCAAACAAAAUCACAAUGGCCAAAUUGGAAACUCAAACACCGGCGUAUCUAAAUAGUGAAUUUAUACAAAAAGCUUUGGAAAACUAUUUAUGCUGCAAUGAAGUGAAAAUAAAUGAAUUUGUAAUUUCAAAUUUGGUCUCGGGUUCGGGUGAAAAUUAUUGCAGUGAUAUUUAUGAAAUUAAAUUUAAAUAUCAAUUAAUGGAGGGGGAGGAAGAAGAGCAGCAAGAAAGUGUGGUAGUCAAAAGUAUGCCAAAACACAAGCAAUUGGUUUUAAGAAAUUUAAAAAUUUACAAUAGGGAGUUGUAUUUCUAUAGAAAUAUUUUACCCAAAAUGGAAACGUUAAUGAAGAUAAAGGACAAGGAUUAUGUUCUGGGACCAAGACUUUUUUACAAUAUCUCCCAGCCGGUGGAAACAUUAGUGUUUCAAAAUUUAAAUCCCUUGGGUUUUCAUUUGCAAAGUCGACAAACCGGUUUAGAUAAGAUACACUCUCUCAUGGUUUUACAAAAACUAGCGCAAUAUCAUGCUUUGUCACUGAGUUUAAAUGAAUGGGAUGAUAAUAUAUUUUCCAAUAUCUUGCAACGUUAUCCUUUUGGUUUAUUGAAUAUGGACUCCUGUAAAUCGGACUCUUUUAAGGCUUUAUUUGGUGGACAACUUUUGAAACUCAUGGAAAUCCUUAAAAAUGAUUUGCAGAUAACAGAGGGUCUUGUAAAGAAAUUAGAAGAUUAUUAUGCUCAUUUUACGGAACGUGUUUUGAAAUCGGUGUAUCCUUUGAAAGGACAAUUGAAUGUUUUAAAUCAUGGUGAUUUGUGGGUGAAUAAUUUAAUGUUUCGCUAUGGAUCGAAAGAUGAUAGUAAGCCGGCCGAAGUAGAUUUAUCGACUUUCAACUCAGCUUUUAUGGCAGCCUAGGCUUUGACGUCAACUAUUUCCUAAACACAAGCGUUCAAUUAGAUGUCUUAAAACACAAUCGUUCCGAAUUAAUCGAUACCUAUACCAAUACACUAUUACAAACACUAGAAACACUACCCUACCCCAUUACGCUGCGACCCACUAAAAAACAAAUUCAACAAGAAAUAUUCGAAAAAGAAGCGUAUGGAUUUUUUGUUGCAUUUGCAUUUUUUCCAUUGAUGUCAAUGUAUGCCAACGAUUCCCAUGACAAUUCGUUGGAAAAAUUAAAAGAUGCAAAAUUUGCCGAACAAAAAAUUCAAUUAAUGUUCACCAGCAAUAAGAGAACAAUUGAAACGUUGAAAUUUAAUAUUAAACGUUUAGAACAAUUAGGUGUAUUGUAAAAUUUUGCAAAUUGUGAUACAAUUUGAAAUAUGAGAGGAAUUUUAAGUGAUGAAAAAUGCAAACAGAAAUUAAAUUUAUUAAGCUUUUUUAAAAAUUUUAAAUUUUAGAUUGUAGCAAUAUUUGCAAAAUACAUGUGUAUUAUUUUUUUUAUGA